Molecule: messenger RNA, 894 nt
Organism: Lentinula edodes (shiitake mushroom)
Lineage: Eukaryota; Fungi; Basidiomycota; Agaricomycetes; Agaricales; Omphalotaceae
Exons: 3
Coding region: 1-894 (297 amino acids)
Biological process (GO): protein transport to vacuole involved in ubiquitin-dependent protein catabolic process via the multivesicular body sorting pathway
Cellular component (GO): ESCRT-0 complex
Molecular function (GO): protein binding
Source: RefSeq, a predicted model, not a curated record
AUGUCGCCAAUCGAUUCUGAAGCGCUUGUCCAAUUCCUCAUCGCUCAAACAAGGAGUAAUAUCUCCUUUCUGAUUUCUCAGCACCAAAUAUCGCCCGUCGCUGGUCGAGAAAUCCUCGAUAGACUGCCAAAUGCUGGUACUAGUAUUCCUGACCCUAUAAUGGCGCUUUCACAGCAAGCUUCUAAUAUACGGAUUUCUGGACCAAGUACUCCGCCUCCAACUUCUUAUGGUUCUCGGGAUUACAACUCACCCACUCCUCUUGGAACGGUAAAAGCGAAAGCGUUGUGGGGAUAUAAUGAGACUGGAGAGGAUCCUCAAGAUCUAUCAUUCCAAUCUGGAGACAUCAUCGAAAUUGUCCAGGAAACAAAUAACGAUUGGUGGACAGGGAGGUAUCGUGGCCGUGAGGGCCUGUUUCCCUCUAACUACGUUGAGAAACUUCCUCCUUCAUCGCCUUUGUCACGUCCUCCGCCUCCGCCAGCAGCUCGCAGCAAUUCUUCAUACACCUCGAACCCGAACUAUAACGAUGGUCAUUACUCAGAUUUCAGGCCCCUUGGGUCACCUGCUGCACCUAACCCGACCUAUCCGGCCUAUCCACCACCAGGAGGCCCCCCUCCUCCUCCAGCUCCAGGUGGGUACGGUCCUCCUCCCCCAUCAGGAUACUAUCAAUCGUCGCCUUCACAACCUCCACCUCAAGGAUACAAUUCAUAUUCGUAUGCGCCUCCGCCUCCUGGUCCAGUUAUCGUCUCGGCUUCAGCGCCUCCAGCUCCGGUGGACCAGCCGAAAAAAAAUAGGUUUGGCGGGAUGGGAAAUACAUUGGCCACAGCUGCCGUUGGAGGUCUUGGGUUUGGUGCUGGGUCGGCGAUUGGUGCCGAUGUGGUAAAUUCGAUCUUUUGA